AUGGCUGCGCAACACCCCAACCUCACAAACCCCGACGAUGGUCGCCACCAAAAGCUAAGACGGCAAACACUGCAAUCGUUCCUUUGUGCUCUAGAAGAUGCUCUUAAGAAACCUGGCGCUAAAUUCAUCAUUAUUUUUAAAGGCAUCAACGACAUCGGUCCAUCAGCCAUAGACACUACCAUCCAAAAGAGGAUUAAGGAUAGACUCAUUACCGCCUACCAACAAAUUGCUGGUAAUAUCAAGAAGGCCGGCAUAACCAGUAUCGGCGCCACUAUCACUCAGAUGCUCGGAAACCAGUACUAUGCUCCUAAAAGAGAGGUGACGAGAGUCGCUAUCAACGGGUGGAUUUUAGACAACGGCACAUUUAAUCACACUGUAGAUUUUACUUCAUUAAUUAGAAAUAGGGACAAGUUGCUUACUCAGUUUGACUCUGGGGAUGGUUUGCAUCGUAACCCUGCUGCUUAUAAGGAGAUGGGUACCAAGUUUCCCAUCAAGGUUUUUAGGAAGUAA
This is a messenger RNA of Fusarium venenatum, 510 nucleotides long. Its product is annotated as SGNH hydrolase-type esterase domain-containing protein. The record is from RefSeq and is a predicted model, not a curated record. Lineage: Eukaryota; Fungi; Ascomycota; Sordariomycetes; Hypocreales; Nectriaceae.